Messenger RNA from Cebus imitator (Panamanian white-faced capuchin), 1266 nucleotides. It is a transcript of the gene MC5R, whose product is annotated as melanocortin 5 receptor. The record is from RefSeq and is a predicted model, not a curated record. NCBI's taxonomy places the organism in Eukaryota, Metazoa, Chordata, Mammalia, Primates, Cebidae. Gene Ontology annotation, molecular function: melanocortin receptor activity. Gene Ontology annotation, biological process: G protein-coupled receptor signaling pathway. Gene Ontology annotation, cellular component: membrane. Bases 176 to 1153 code for a protein of 325 amino acids. The transcript has a single exon.
CAAGGCAAGCUCAGUCCUCCGACACACUGUGCUCAUUCACCUCCUUUCUUAGGCUGUGCUGGUCUGGGCAAACUGCUGUAUUUCUUUGGUAGGCUGCUAACUUCUCUGGAUUGUGAAUUUAAAACAUGUUUUACAGUAAAUUUGGUGCCAAGACAAAAGCUGUAUUUCUCCAGCAAUGAAUUCCUCAUUUCACCUGCAUUUCUCGGAUCUCAACCUGAAUGCCACAGAGGGCAACCUUUCAGGACCUAAUGUCAAGAACAAGUCUUCACCAUGUGAAGACAUGGGCAUCGCCAUGGAGGUGUUCCUCACUCUUGGUUUCAUCAGCCUCUUGGAGAACAUCUUGGUCAUAGGGGCCAUAGUGAAGAACAGAAACCUGCACUGCCCGAUGUACUUCUUUGUGUGCAGCCUGGCAGUGGCUGACAUGCUGGUGAGCAUGUCCAAUGCCUGGGAGACUAUCACCAUCUACCUACUCAACAACAAGCACCUAGUGAUAGCAGACACAUUUGUGCGCCACAUUGACAACGUGUUUGACUCCAUGAUCUGCAUUUCUGUGGUGGCGUCCAUGUGCAGCUUGCUGGCCAUCGCGGUGGACAGGUACAUCACCAUCUUCUAUGCGCUGCGCUACCACCACAUCAUGACGGCGAGGCGCUCGGGUGCCAUCAUCGCCGGCAUCUGGGCUUUCUGCACGGGCUGUGGCAUUGUCUUCAUCGUGUAUUCCGAAUCCACCUACGUCAUCGUGUGCCUCAUCUCCAUGUUCUUCACCAUGCUGUUCCUCCUGGUGUCUCUGUACAUACACAUGUUCCUCCUGGCACGGACCCAUGUCAAGCAGAUCGCGGCUCUGCCAGGGGCCAGCUCUGUGCGGCAGAGGACCAACAUGCAGGGUGCGGUCACCCUCACCAUGCUGCUGGGCGUGUUUAUCGGGUGCUGGGCCCCAUUCUUCCUCCAUCUCAUUUUAAUGCUUUCUUGCCCUCAGAACCUCUACUGCUCUUGCUUCAUGUCUCACUUCAAUAUGUACCUCAUACUCAUCAUGUGUAAUUCUGUGAUCGACCCUCUCAUAUAUGCCUUCCGCAGCCGAGAGAUGCGGAAGACCUUUAAGGAGAUUAUUUGUUGCCAUGGCUUCAGAAUUGCCUGCAGGUUCCCCAGAAGGAAUUAAGCACAAAGUGCUCCUCUCUGUGACCCUUUUCUCCUUUAUUUGCUCACCUAUGACAUAGCGACAGCAGAGGGGUAGGCGAGAUCACUAGCAUCCCCUUUCUCUCUUUCCCAGCU